Molecule: messenger RNA, 1714 nt
Organism: Onychostoma macrolepis
Lineage: Eukaryota; Metazoa; Chordata; Actinopteri; Cypriniformes; Cyprinidae
Product: polymeric immunoglobulin receptor-like
Exons: 8
Coding region: 36-1058 (340 amino acids)
Source: RefSeq, a predicted model, not a curated record
AACAGAACAACUCAAGAUACAGGAAGAGAAACACAAUGAACGCAUAUGUAACGACAAACACAUUCUACAUUUCAAUUGGGUUUUCCCUCAUUUUAGGUGUUGAAUGCUACAGCGGUUGGUUAAACCAUGUAUUAACUGUUCAGACUGGAGGAUCGGUCACCAUCCCAUGUCAUUAUGACAAGAAAUACACACAGCAGAAGAAAUACUGGAACUCAGGGAUUGAUAAAUCUAAUAAAUACACAAACACAACAGAGCAGAAUCUGUCAGUAAUUGAUCAUCCUGAUCAGAGUCUCUUUACUGUGACUAUGAGAAACCUGCAGAACAAACAGACUGGACAUUAUUAUUGUGUUGUGGAGACUGGAGAACAACCACCGAUAAAUAUAACAUAUGAGCCGUAUCUCAAGAUUCAAUCUGCUCCUGAUGUGUCUGUGGUGAACAGCAGUGUAUCUGGACAUGAAGGUGGUGAUCUCAGUGUUCAGUGUCUCUACAGUUCUGAAUAUCAGAAUGAAGUCAAACAGUGGUGCAGAUAUAAAGAUCAGAGCUGUUACACAGUGAGGAGGGCUAACACAUCCCAGAGUUCAUCAGUACAAAUCAGUGAGGAUGAUGGGGGAAGUUCCUUCACUGUGCUGAUGACUGGACUGAGACUGACUGAUUCUGGCUGGUACUUCUGCUCUGCUGGAGAGGCACUGAAUCCUGUUCAACUCACUGUAGGCAGAACCAGAAAUGAAACGGUGAUUCUCAAGAAACAUAAUGAAACAAAAGACACAGAGGAGUCACAAAAUAAUGAACUCCUGACUGUGUGGCUUCCAGCUUUAGCAUCACUUCUGCUGUUAUUGACUCUGGUCGGUGUUUUCACCUGGAGAUGGAGAUGGAGACCCAAACAGGAUAAACAUCAAAUCAGAGGGAGAAACGGCAGCAGAACCACUGACAUGAUCUACUCUCAACCUGAAGAUCCUGUGAAAUACAGCACUAUAAAUGAUGAAAUCCCACAUAGUGUCACGGAUCGGCCAGGCCCGACCUUCCACCAAUCACAACGCUCCACCUCACCUGAGUACUGAUCACGUCCACCUGCACCUCAUCAACUCAUCACCAGCACUCAAGAUAUAAACACCAUCUCCACGCACACUCACCGUCCGAUCUCGUCAACACGACCUGGACUCCUCUUCAGCUACCUGUUGAGACAAAGAACAAUAUCCUUUAAAUUCUACCUACCUCGAAAGUCUUACCUUCUGUGUCUGCUCCUUGUGUUCCUCUCAUCCUCCUAGAUCGUUCUCCCCUGGAUCCGUCUGUCUGUCAAGCCCCGGUCUCCGCUCCUGGAACAAGAUAUAGUGUGUGUGGAUUCAAGAUCAUCUCUACCUCCUUGCCUUUUCCUCUAAAACUCAUUGUGUCUAAUAAAUCUAUAUUUUUAUAUACUCAUCCCGUGUCCGACCCAUACUGUGACAGAAGAUCGGACCAACACAGCUUCACAGACAAGAUGAGUGCACCGGAUCCCUUCCAGGAGCUGGUGGAUUCCCUCAAGAGAGUCUUGCUGCAAACACCCAAACCACCAGUGCCAUCAGCUCCACCAUCAUCACCCACUCGCACCACCUCUGACACUUCUUCUCCGAUUAUCUUCGCCAGUCCCAUGGCCAGGCCAGCGCCCUUCUCUGGCGCGGCGGAGGAAUGCAAUGGCUUUCUCUUACAAUGUAACCUCACCAUGGACUUACAUCCGCAG